Messenger RNA from Myotis lucifugus (little brown bat), 1605 nucleotides. It is a transcript of the gene YY2, whose product is annotated as YY2 transcription factor. Gene Ontology annotation, cellular component: PcG protein complex; transcription regulator complex. Gene Ontology annotation, biological process: regulation of transcription by RNA polymerase II. Lineage: Eukaryota; Metazoa; Chordata; Mammalia; Chiroptera; Vespertilionidae. The record is from RefSeq and is a predicted model, not a curated record. Gene Ontology annotation, molecular function: DNA-binding transcription factor activity, RNA polymerase II-specific; RNA polymerase II cis-regulatory region sequence-specific DNA binding.
AUGGCUUCAAACAACUUUAUCUACAUCACCCCAGAAGACAUGGAGGAGGCUGUCGCGUUAAUGGAAUUACACCAGGUACACCUAGAGACUUUUGCUAUGCAGAAUAUCUCUGUGGACGAUUUUGCUUUGGAGAAUAUCGACAUGGAGAGUAUCGCCAUGGACAAUAUCUCUUUGGAGAAUAUCGCCAUGGACAAUAUUCCUUUAGAGGAUAUCUCUGAGGAGAAUGUCGCUGUGGCGAAUAUCCCUUUGGCGGAUAUCUCUGAGGAAAAUUUCGCUGUGGCGAAUAUCCCUUUGGCGGAUAUCGCUGAGGAGAAUGUCGCUGUGGCGAAUAUCCCUUUGGAGGAUAUCUCUGAGGAGAAUGUCGCUGUGGCGAAUAUCCCUUUGGCGGAUAUCGCUGAGGAGAAUGUCGCUGUGGCGAAUAUCCCUUUGGCGGAUAUCGCUGAGGAGAAUGUCGCUGUGGAGAAUAUUCCCGCGGAGCCCGCAGCGAUGGAAACCGUUGAGUACCGGGAUAUCAGCGGCAGUUGGGUCCACGGUGGCCACCACAGUUCACCUCUGAUUGCGCUGCAGCCGAACGAAGGGAACCACGACCAAGAAAUGUUCAUGGUGCAGACCCGGGAGGAAGUCGUGGGCUAUUCCGAGUUCGACAACGAGCAGGCUAGCAACUUCCAGGAGCAGCAGGUGCCUGUCCCGGCGGAAGAAGAAGUCUACUUCCAGGAGACUCCGGCUUCCCUGUCAGAUGCCGCGGCAUCAUCGCUCAAGAAGCUCAAGAAACUCCGCAUCGGUCAGCAAAGCGCUGCCAGCCACGAUCAGCAAAGCACCACUAACCGCGGUAUGAAAAGCACCACCAGCGACGGUAAGCCAAGCAAGAAGCACAGCAGCCACGGCAAAAAGCUCAAAAAGCUCCGCAUCGGCCAGCAAAGCGCCGCCAGCCACGAUCAGCAAAGCACCACUAACCGCGAUAUGAAAAGCACCACCAGCACCGGCAAGCAAAGCGCCGGCAAGGGUAAGAAACGCACCGCCAAAAGCACGGCCGGGGCGGCGGGAGGCGGCGGCUCGGAGGGAGGCAACAGAAAGUGGGAGCAGAAGCAGGUGCAGGUCAAAACCCUAGAGGGUGAGUUCUCCGUCACCAUGUGGUCCCAAGUUGGUGAAAGAGAUCAGGAGAUUGAAGAACAGAGUCCGGUGAACUUACCGAACUUAGCUCCUGAUUAUUCAGAGUAUAUGACGGGAAAGAAACUUCCUCCUGGAGGACUACCUGGCAUUGACUUAUCAGAUCCCAAACAGCUGGCAGAAUUUAUUAAAGUUAAGCCUAAAAAGUGCGAUGAUGACAUUCCAAGGACAGUACCUUGCCUUCAUAAAGGCUGCGGAAAGAUGUUCCGGGAUUCCGCUUCUAUGAGAAAACAUCAGCACACCCACGGUCCUAAAGGCCACAUAUGUGCAGAAUGUGGCAAAGGUUUUAUUGAGAGCUCAAAACUAAAACGGCAUCAACUGGUGCAUUCUGGAGAGAAGCCCUAUCAGUGCACAUUUGAAGGGUGCGGAAAAUACUUUUCCCUGGAUUUCAAUCUGCGUACACAUGUGAGAAUCCAUACAGGAUGGCGGAAGGCCUAA